ACGUGGCGGCAGGAGGCAGUUACCAUCGCCCGCAGUGGGAAGGGCGAGGGCCGGUUCCCUCUGGACCACAUGAAGCUCUGUGCCAUGAAGCCCUGGACAAUGAGUGCACACAUCUCACUCCUGAUAUUUUAGAAGAACCAUGUCAUUCUGAUUCUAGAGCACCAAAAGAAAGGACAAGCUUCCAGCCAUGGCUUGGUUCCAGGUGAUGCUGUUUCUCUUUGCUUUGCUACUGCAAUCAUUGCCCACAGAAGGAAAGGACCCUGCUUUUGCUGCACUGUUAACCGGCCAGGUGCAAGUUCAAAGAGAGAUUGUGAAUAAGCACAAUGAACUGAGGAGAGCAGUUAACCCCACAGCCAGCAACAUGCUAAAAAUGGAAUGGAGCGUAGAAACAACCGGAAAUGCUCAGAAGUGGGCUAAUAAGUGUACUUUAGAGCACAGUAAUCCAGAAGCCCGAAAAACCAGUACCAGAUGUGGUGAAAAUCUCUAUAUGUCAAGUGACCCUACUCCUUGGUCAACCUUAAUUCAAAGCUGGUAUGAUGAAAAUGAAUAUUUUACUUACGGUGUAGGAGCACAACCCAAUGCAGCUGUUGGACAUUUUACUCAGGUUGUUUGGUAUUCAUCUUACAAAAUUGGAUGUGGAGUUGCUUACUGUCCCAAUCAAAAUACCCUAAAAUAUUUCUACGUUUGCCAAUACUGUCCUGCCGGUAACAAUGUGUUGACAAAGGCCACUCCUUACAAGCAAGGGGAACCGUGUGCUAGCUGUCCCAAUAACUGUGAGAACGGAUUAUGCACCAAUAGCUGUGAGUUUGAAGAUUCCCUUAGUAACUGUGAGGCCUUGAAGAAAUCAGCAGGCUGUGAACAUAAACUGCUGAUGGAAAAGUGCAAGGCUACCUGCCUGUGUGAAAACAAAAUCCAUUAACAUGUCCAGGGCGCAGCAAGAAGGACUUCAUGGAAAGGGGAUGCAGUUUUCAGCUGCGGCAUGCCAGGGAAACCUAGAGGAGAUUAGUGACAAGUUGGAUCCCAAAUGACAAAGCUUUUCCCUCCCUGCAUUUACACAGAAAUCUCAUUCAUACGGCUAUUUAAAAAGGUGUUAUUGAGGAUGACAGCUUUGGAUUAUGACCAAUGUUGGUGCUUUAAACACAGUGGAUUGAGUUGGAUGCAGAAUUUUGAAAGUU
Messenger RNA from Microtus ochrogaster (prairie vole), 1175 nucleotides. Its product is annotated as cysteine-rich secretory protein 2-like. Lineage: Eukaryota; Metazoa; Chordata; Mammalia; Rodentia; Cricetidae. The record is from RefSeq and is a predicted model, not a curated record. Gene Ontology annotation, cellular component: extracellular region.